AUGAGUACCGUACGCCCCGGCGGAUCGCUCCUCACGAGGUGCAUCCUGCCUUUAUCCCGGACGACGGCACCCACAGCACGUGCUCCGACUCUGGCGGCGGCGACGGCCACAGCGACGGCAACAUGUCAAAAUAACCGACCAUUCCACAGCUCGACGUCCCGAGCGGCUCCUCGCCGACCGCGGUUCAAGAGCAUCAAGGCCGACCAGCUCGGUCUCACGACACCUGAGAAGAUCGACGAGUACGCGAAGCAAAAGUUCCCCGAGUACGACGAGGCGCAGCUAGAGGCUCUGAAGCAGGUAUACGAGUACACUCCGGAGCAGAUGGAAGCCGUCAAGGCGGGCGAGGCGGCGGUAGACGCCAAGGAUAUGACGCUUCAGGGGCGGGUACGGGACGACAAGUACCGGAUACCAUACCUCGAAGAUUUCUCGGUGGUGCAGCCCGUGAUCGACCUCAAGGCGGAGCGGAAGCUAGAGGCGCAGAACUACAAGUGGUUGUCGGAGCAGGAGUUUUUGGAGAAGCUGUUCGAGAAGAUGAUGGACAAGUCGACGGAGAACAUGCACGAGGCUGCGGCGAAGGCGUUUAAGCGGUCGAUGGAGAGGGUGAAGGCUGCGCAGGGAGCCGAGAUUGAUUUGACGGUGCAGGAGUUGCAGGAUAUGGAGACUUGGCCCGAGUUGCAGAAGAAGUUUUUGAUUAAUGAGGAGGAAGGGGGUGAGAAGAUGGUCGAGGAGAAGGAUGCGAAGGCUGCGGCGCCUGAGGGCACUAUCUCCUCCGAGGAGGCGCAGAAGAUCUUGAGCGAGCUUGUCGAUGACUUUACUAGGUCGCUCGAGGCGAAGAAGGACAACACGGUCUCGAGCGAAAUCUUUGACGAAGACGACCGCCUCAACAUCUCCACCUCGGGCAACGCCCCACCCCUCGGCAAGGUCCCCGGCGUAGAGGGCCUCUACAAACACGCCGCCGACCCCGAAGACGAAGGCCUCGAUGACGAAGGAACCUACCAGUUCCUCAAAAAGGUCACGGGCAUGUCCGUCCGCGACAUCCUCUCGCUCUUCACCAAGACGCUCGUCACCCGCUUUGUCACGAACCAGACCCGUCUCGGCAAGGUGCGCAGCGCCUCCGUCAUGGUCAUUGCCGGGAACGGCAACGGUCGUCUGGGCGUCGGCGUCGCCAAGUCAGCGGAUUUCGGUACGGCUGCUAUGGCGGCGCGCAUGCUGGCUAUUCGAAACAUGAAGCCUAUUCGGCGGUAUGAGAACCGGACGAUUUAUGGGACUGUGAGGCAGAAGGUUUCGGGUACUAUUGUCGAGCUCCGGGCCCGUCCUCCUGGCUUCGGUCUCCGCGUCCCCUACCGCCUCUUCGAAAUGUGCCGCGCCGCCGGCAUUCACGACAUCUCGGCCGUCAUCCCGCGCUCGAGGAACCCUAUGAACACUGUCAAGGCGACGUUCCUGGCCCUCACGAACCAGCCCGACCCCGAGGAGAUCGCCAAGGGUAGGGGAAAGAAGUUGGUGGAUGUGAGGAAGGUGUACUAUGGUGGCUCUGUAUACUAG
This is a messenger RNA of Scedosporium apiospermum, 1542 nucleotides long. RefSeq names its product 37S ribosomal protein S5. Gene Ontology annotation, cellular component: ribosome. Gene Ontology annotation, biological process: translation. Bases 1 to 1542 code for a protein of 513 amino acids. The transcript is spliced from 2 exons. NCBI's taxonomy places the organism in Eukaryota, Fungi, Ascomycota, Sordariomycetes, Microascales, Microascaceae. Gene Ontology annotation, molecular function: RNA binding; structural constituent of ribosome. The record is from RefSeq and is a predicted model, not a curated record.